AUGUUGGAUAUCAACGACUUCAUCACAGAGCGCGGGGGUGACCCAGAGAAGAUCCGCGACUCGCAGCGAAAGCGAAAUGCGCCCGUGGAGAUUGUGGACGAGGUGAUUGCCGACUUCGAGGAGCACCGAAAGACACAAUAUGCCGCAACACAAAUCGGAUCCUCCAUCAAUGCGCUCCAAAAGCAGGUGGGAGCGAAGAAGAAGGCCAAGGAGGAUGCAACCGAGCUCCUGGAGGAGAUGAAGAAGCUGAAGGAGGACAAGGCGAAGAAGGAAGCAGAGGCGGCCGAGAAGCUCGUCAAGCUCAACAACAAGGCCAAAACGAUCGGAAACUACGUGUACAAGGACGUCCCCGUGUCCAACACCGAGGACGACAACGCGGUGAUCAAGACGUGGGCGCCCGAGAACCGCAAAGCAGAGUUCAAGUCCGACGGCAUUCCACACCACGGUGUCCUCACGCGCCUCGCCGGCUACGACCCAGAGCGCGGCGUCAAAAUCGUCGGCCACAGAGGCUACUGUCUCACCGGUUACGGCCUCUUCCUCAACCUCGCGCUCAUCAACUACGGCCUCGAAUUCCUUUUCAACAAGGGCUACACCCCCAACCAGCCACCCUUCUUCAUGCUGCGCGACCAGAUGGCCAAGACGGCACAACUCUCCGACUUCGACGAGGAGCUGUACAAGGUCACUGAGAGCAAGGACAAGCCCGAGACUGACAAGUACCUGAUCGCCACCUCCGAACAGCCCAUCUCCGCACUGCACUCUGAGGAGUGGUUAGGUACCGCGGACCUCCCAAUCAAGUACGCAGGCUACUCGACCAACUUCCGCAAAGAAGCGGGCUCGCACGGCAAAGACGCAUGGGGCAUAUUCCGCAUCCACCAAUUCGAAAAAGUCGAGCAGUUCCUCCUCACCACGCCCGAGAAGUCCUGGGAAGCCUUUGACGACAUGCUCGCCACCUCGGAGGAGUUUUACCAGAGCCUGGGCCUGCCAUACCAGGUCGUUGCGAUUGUGUCUGGCGCGCUGAACAAUGCCGCCGCCAUGAAGCGCGAUCUCGAGGCGUGGUUCCCCGUCACGGGCGGCGGCGAGUACAAGGAACUCGUGUCGAUUUCGAAUUGCACGGAUUAUCAGACGAGGGAGUUGGAGAUACGGUUUGGCGUCAAGAAGCAGACGGCGACGAGGAAGGAUUACGUGCAUGCGUUGAAUGGUACUCUCUGCGCUACGGAGCGCACGCUCUGCUGUGUCCUCGAAAACUAUCAGACUCCAGAGGGCUUCAAUGUUCCCGAGGUGCUGCGGAAAUACAUCCCCGGGCAGCCGGCGUUCUUGCCGUUUGUCAAGGAGUGGAAGCAGCCGACGGAUGAGAAGAAGAUCCCGGAGCGUCCGAAGCAGGCUUAGACGGUGGUAUAUGAGGGAAGGGUAGGCCUGGUAGCAGAUACAACAGGUGUGUGAGCCACCUACGUGCGCAGUGCUGUCAGCAUGCGUGGGCAACGAGUAUGAUGAAAGCAUGUUCGCUGUGAGCAGAGAACAUGUACCAAAAUCAAGAAACAUGU
This is a messenger RNA of Parastagonospora nodorum SN15, 1541 nucleotides long. RefSeq lists its product as hypothetical. NCBI's taxonomy places the organism in Eukaryota, Fungi, Ascomycota, Dothideomycetes, Pleosporales, Phaeosphaeriaceae. The record is from RefSeq and is a predicted model, not a curated record. The coding region runs from base 1 to 1386 and encodes 461 amino acids. The transcript has 3 exons. Gene Ontology annotation, biological process: seryl-tRNA aminoacylation. Gene Ontology annotation, cellular component: cytosol. Gene Ontology annotation, molecular function: serine-tRNA ligase activity; tRNA binding; ATP binding.